Molecule: messenger RNA, 2484 nt
Organism: Hypomesus transpacificus
Lineage: Eukaryota; Metazoa; Chordata; Actinopteri; Osmeriformes; Osmeridae
Gene: nos1apa
Product: nitric oxide synthase 1 (neuronal) adaptor protein a
Exons: 10
Coding region: 1-1533 (510 amino acids)
Molecular function (GO): nitric-oxide synthase binding
Source: RefSeq, a predicted model, not a curated record
AUGCCAGGGAUAACAAAGUAUAAUUUAGUGGAUGAUGCCCAGGAUUUAAGAAUCCCCAUGCACAACGAAGAAGUAUUUCAGCAUGGGGUCUGUUUCGAGGCAAAGUACAUCGGCAGUUUGGAGGUGUCACGGCCGAACAGCCGAAUGGAGAUAGUGGCAGCAAUGAGAAGAAUUCGGUAUGAGUUCAAGCUGAAGAACAUCAAGAAGAAGAAGGUCAACAUCAUCGUGUCUGCUGAUUGUGUUCGGGUGAUUUUGCGGAAAAAGAAGAAGAGGAAAGAGUGGUCUUGGGAUGACAGUACAGUCGUGGUGGCACAGGACCCCAUCUACAGGAUCUUCUAUGUCUCACAUGAUGCUCAGGACUUGAAGAUUUUCAGUUACAUUGCGAGAGAUGGGAAGAGCAACAAUUUCCAUUGUAACGUCUUCAAAUCCAAGAGAAAGUCCCAGGCUAUGCGGAUCGUGCGCACGGUGGGCCAGGCCUUUGACGUGUGUCAUCAGCUCACUCUGCAGCAGAGUUCUGAGGACCAGGAAGAUGCCAGCGGGAACACAGAGGGGACUGAUGCCCUGCCAGCUAAGAAGUGCUUGGUGCUGUCAGAGGAGACUGACCUUGAGGCGUCCACAGAGGAGAGUAUUGACUGUAUGCUGUCUGACCUGGACAAGUCCAAGACGGAAGAAGUGUGCGGUAAAGAGGCGAAGGACUCCACAGCGCCAGCCUUGCUCCUGAGCUCCCCCGGGCUGGGGCUUCCCGCGGUGGGCUUGCUGGCAGUGGACUCGCCCCGCUCCACGGAGCACCAGGUGCAGCUCCUCCAGAGGCAGCUGCAGCAGCAGGAGCAGCAGGCGCAGGCUGCCUUGGCCCAGGUGCGUGUGUUGCAGGAGCAGCUGUCGGUGGAGGUGUGUGCAAGGACAGAGGCCCAGGCCCGCGUGGAGCGGCUCCUGCAGCAGAACACAGACCUGCUGCAGCACAUCUCCCUGCUGGUCCGCCAGAUCCAGGAGCUGGAGGUCAAAGCAUCCGGGGGAAUUAACUCCAUGGGCUCUCAAGACAGUCUAUUGGAGAUCACCUUCCGUGCUAAGCCCCCCAGUGUGCCUCGUGCCGCCCCCACCUCCCCGGACCAAGGCCUGCUCUGCCCUCAGGCCCAGAUCAGUAAUGGCCCCUGGUCCUCCACUCUGCCAGGGCCCUCCACCCCAGGGACCAUGGGCCCAGACAUCUGCCCUUUGGGCCCUGGCGGCAGCGUGGUCAGGCUGGAAUGUUUCCGCUUCCCCUGCGGCUCCGAGAACCAGGACCAGGGGGAGACUCCCAGUGACGGCGGACCAGACGAGGGCUCUCCGCUCGGGGAGCAGAUCCUCGGCGCCCUGGAGCUGCUGCGGUUCCGGGAGUCGGGGAUCGGCUCGGAGUACGAGUCCAACACGGACGAGAGCGACGACAGGGACAGCUGGGGACAGGGUGAGGGGGCGGGGCCAGAGGGAGCAGCCCGUCUCUUCAACGUGCUGAACGCAGAGAGUCCGGCAGACUCCUUAGAUGACGACAUGGCUGUGUAGCGUUGCCACACACACACACCCAUCUUCUGCCCCCCUUCCUCCAUACCUGAACCCCUCUCCUGAACAUGAACACUGUUUACUGCCUCGCCUACAUCUAUUCUGUCCUUCAUGUAAAUAUUUCUGUCAACUCUCUGUCUCCACGUGUCCAUGUAUUUUUGUUUUCAACAAACCUAUGCUACAGUGUGUUGUGCAACUAUAGUAUUCGUCAGUGUAUUAUGGGAUUCGUGUAUAUGUAUGUCUAUUUUACAGUGUUUCAUUUUCUUUUGUAAACCUGGUCUGUGACCUGCUGUGUUGACAUUCUCCAGGACCUAUUGCUGUGUGCUUUCUGUCACCAUUGGAUCGUAGUGACAGACACCCAGCAUGUGCAUCCACCCCCCCUGUUAACACCGAUGGACUUGGACUCAAACUCAAAGAACAGGCAGAAAGUCCUCGCCAAACCUGUAUGGUUAUGCUUACAAAUGUAUGUUGGCAAAAGGGGGAAAACAAGUCAUUAGUAUUAUUUAUUUUACUUUAUUAGAUUUUGUGAGGGUCAAUGGCCUGAUGCCUGUUAAGCAUGCAUCGCACCAUGAUUCAUUCCUCUUCCCCAGAAGAGAACGUUUUGAAUGUCCCCUGUCUUUGCUCUGAUGAGGCAUCCCUUUGUGUCCAGCCAGCUGCAUCCUCCUAUCCUGAGUCCUGGCUGCUGGACACUGUGUUCAGGGCUGAUGUACAGAAUACCUCACUGUGGCUUCAGGUAGCUCUGCUCUGCUUUCGUCUGCUUUAUUCUGCUCCAGUUUGCUCCAUUCUGCUCUGUUCUGCUUUACUCUGCUCUAUUCUGCACUGCGCUAUUCUGCUCCACUCUGCUCUAUUGUGCUCUGCGCUACUAUAAUUGUGCUUUACUCUGCGCUACUCUACUCUUUUCUGCUCUGCUGUGCUUCUCUCCCAGUCCAGGGUCACAGCUGUACAGCAGCAGCA